AUGGUUGAAAGACCAUUACCUCACUACUCGAAAAUUCGUCUUCCAGCGUCGGCUGACGAUCUUAUAAAUGAUAAGCUACCACAAACGGAAUAUCGGAUCGUUCAUGACGAAAGCGAUAGUGAUGAAAUAGAGGAGGUGGUUGAGGCGCUGUCGAGGUGUACUGUACAUAACAAGCAUAACGAAGAUAACAAUAAUGAAACCGUUUUAAAACUUAAAGCUUUCCUCACGCAAAUUACUACUGAUUCGGGUAUUAAUGAUCAGUAUACAAUAUACCCAAUGAACGCAAAAAGAAUCGGUAACGAAUCUGCAUUGAAACUCUAUAAAAUGUUGAAAAUUGAAGAUAUUCAGAACGAACUGCAGUAUUUGUUCUUUCUUCUGAAUGAUGCUAACUACCGACAAUUGAACAAUGGAAUGUAUUAUACGAUGAUGGUUGCUAAUCCACGAGAGAGGUACACUGCUGGUAGGUACUUGAACGAAUUGAAAGACAAUCAGUUGGAAUCGAAUUUAAUGAGUAUUUUUGCAAAACUGAGAAAUACGGAUCAAUUUUGGCGACAACCGUCCAAUAAUGUAAAGUGUAUGACUCUGCAUUAUGGUCCGGCGACGUGGUUUUUAACUUUAAGUCCUAGUGAACGGAAAUGGUCCGAUUUGGCUGAAUAUUUACGAGACAUGAAUUCCGAUAAGGAGAAGUUGGGUAUCAGCGAACUAAUCGCAUACGAUCCGCUACCUAUUACCCAUGAAUCCAUGGCAAAGUAUACGCACUUGUCAGAUAUGGUUUUGAAAACUUUGAGAGAGAAAUUAAAGAAUUUCGACUUAUUUAUAAUCGAUGAGGUUUCCAUGAUUUCGAAUGUGACACUGAUGUUUAUUAAUUUACGAUUAUGUGAAAUUUUCGACACGACAGAUACAGAUGACGGUUUUUUUGGCAGAAAACACAUUCUUCUGUUUGGAGACUUGUUGCAGCUUCCCCCUGUAAAAGAACAAUUUCCGUUCGUUAAAAUGUCUCGAUCAGAGAUUCAGAAGUAUUUAAGUACCAUGGGUGGAUCUGAUUUGUGGAGAUUAUUCGAAUACGAUGAACUUUUGAUUAAUAUGCGACAAAGAUGUGACAAUACAUACCGCGAGAUACUUUCUAGAAUUCGGAUAGGUUUGGUAACGGAUUCUGAUAUCAAUGUUCUCCAGUCGAGAAAAAUUAAUUUCAAAGGAAGUUGCGAUGAAAGAUUGAAUGAACUUUGCACUUAUAUGAAUCAAUUACCGGUUGAUACAAUAUGUUUAUUACCCACGUGUUAUUUGUGCACGACUUUGAACACGGCGAUGCUCGAUAAAAUUAAUGGCGAUGAAAUUCUACUGAUAGCAGAAGAUGAUGUCGACUGUGCUCCAGCAAUGAAGAAAAAAGUGCACAAAAUUUUAAAAGACAAAGAUGAAAAAGUUUCGGAAACAGCUGGUAUUGAAAGAGUAAUAGCGAUUAAAAUUGGCGCUAAAGUGAUGAUUCGACGAAACAUUGAUAUCACCUUGGGACUUGUCAAUGGAACAAUAGGCAUUGUAAUUGCGAUUCAUCGCUCUAUUGAUGGAAAUCGUAUUGAUUCCGUUACAAUAGUUACUUCUGAUAAUAAACAAGUCAUAAUAACGAGAGUAGAUAUUAAAUUCGAAGUAUUCCACAAAAUAGUGGUACAUCGGAAACAAUUUCCAUUGUCUCUCAGUUAUGGAAUAACUGUACAUAAAAGUCAAGGAAUUACGUGUAAAAAUGCAAUGAUGGAUUUAGGAACGACGAUUAGUGUUAACGGUUUCACCAGGUUUUAG
This is a messenger RNA of Trachymyrmex cornetzi, 1791 nucleotides long. RefSeq names its product ATP-dependent DNA helicase pif1-like. The record is from RefSeq and is a predicted model, not a curated record. Gene Ontology annotation, biological process: telomere maintenance; DNA repair. Gene Ontology annotation, molecular function: DNA helicase activity. Lineage: Eukaryota; Metazoa; Arthropoda; Insecta; Hymenoptera; Formicidae.